Molecule: messenger RNA, 1635 nt
Organism: Trichoderma atroviride IMI 206040
Lineage: Eukaryota; Fungi; Ascomycota; Sordariomycetes; Hypocreales; Hypocreaceae
Molecular function (GO): monooxygenase activity; heme binding; oxidoreductase activity, acting on paired donors, with incorporation or reduction of molecular oxygen
Source: RefSeq, a predicted model, not a curated record
AUGCCGGCGCCUUACAUGGACGUUGUGGCGGCCCUGGGUGGCGUUGCGACUCACUUGUUGUACUUGAAUCGAGGAGAACAUCAUCGUCACGCCCUCCGCUACAUUCUGGCCGCGACAGCAUCUUUUCUAGCAGUGUCCAUCUUCAACUGGUCGCCUAUAUUUGUCAAAACGCCCAGUACAGACUGGCUAUCAGCCAUCAUUUCAUCAGCAAAAGCCCACGGAUGCUUCUUUCUCGGCCUCUACUCCAGUCUCGUCACAUACAGGCUCUUCUUCCACCCACUCAACAAGUUCCCAGGCCCCAUCGGCGCUCGCAUUUCAACUGGUUGGCUGAUAUGCCACUUCCGACGUCUCAAUGGAUGGCAACAAGUUGCUGCGCUCCAUGACAAAUACGGCCCAUAUGUACGGAUUGGCCCAUCCGAGCUGUCGGUGCGCGAUCCAAAAGCCGUCAAUGCCUUUCACGGGCUCAACUCGAAAUGCAGGAAAGAUCCUCACUACGACAUGACGCUGCCCAUGACAUCGGUUCACAUCUUUCGUGACAAGGCUCAGCAUGACCGCCGCCGCCGUGUGUGGAGCCAGGCGUUUGGCGAUCAGGCAUUGAAGGGGUAUGAGCAACGGAUGCAAAAAUAUCGUGAUAUGCUGUUUGACAAGAUUGCUGCUUCUAAUGGCCAGCCGAUGAACAUGGCCAGGUGGUUUCACUUUUAUAGCUUCGAUGUCAUGGGCGAUCUCGCUUUUGGCAAGCCGUUUGAUAUGCUCGAGACUUCUCAAAACCACCGAGCCAUCGCCAUGCUGGAAGCUGGAUUUGUGCCUCUUGGGCUCCAUCUCCCAGUGUGGCUCCUGGUGCUUGGAAUGAGCAUCCCCGCCUUGUCAAAGGCUUGGUUCGAGUUUGUCGACUUUUGCAGAGAGAGAUACCAAGCUCGGAUGAAGCACGAACCGGAUGUUCCCGACAUCAUGACCGCACUCCUGAAGCCGCUGGAAGGAAGGGAGCCUACCGCUGAAGAGGCAGAUUUAUUGACUGGAGACUCUCAGCUUGUAAUCACUGCAGGGAGUCACACAACGGCUGCGAGCUUGACCUCCAUCACACGCCUGCUUGCAAAGCAUCCGCAGCAUAUUACAAAGCUACGACAGGAGCUGGCGCCAUUUGUCCGCAACUCACAAAUUAUAGCGACUCAAGAUGAGAUGACGCGUCUCGAGCAUCUAAACGCAGUGAUUAAUGAGUCGCUUCGGCUCUACCCCCCUGUGCCAACAACGGUAUAUCGCCAAACACCCAGUGAGGGCAUCAUGAUUGAUGACGUUUACAUCCCGGGGAGCAUGUCUGUUAUAUCCCCGCAGUAUGCAAUCGGCAGAAAUGAAGAUGUAUACACAGAUGCCAAUUCAUUCAUUCCCGAGCGCUGGUAUCAAUUCCCAGACAUGAUUAAGAACAAGGAUGCGUUUGCUCCAUUUUCAACUGGCCCUUAUGGCUGCAUAGCAAAGCGCAUGGCCUUGAUGGACAUUCGUCAGGUGAUUGCGAGGCUCGUUUGGACGUUUGACUUUGACUUUGCUCCUGGGGAGGAUGGCGCCACCUUUGAGAAGGGGGUCGACGCAUUUAUCAUGACUUUUGGCGAGGUGAAUAUGACAUUUAAGCGUAGAGAAGCGUGA